AUGCAUUUUAAUAAUAUAGUAAAUCAAAUGGAUUAUCAAUCUGUUUCUGAUUUAAAAAAAUUGAUUGAAAAACUAAAUGCAAUGCAAUAUGUAAAUGGACUUGAUGUAGCUCAAGACACUAUAAAUGAGCUACACUAUAUAGCAUUUUCACCUUCUAUAAAAUGGGACUUGAUUAUGGAGACACCGGACAUCAUCCUCUAUUCAGCAGAGGAUGAGCUUGGAACUUUGCAAUACAAGAAUAUCGGCGAGUUUAAUUGCAGUGCCGAGAACAUCUGGAAUAUUAUAUAUAGAUCUCAACUUCAAGAGGAAUGGGAUGACUUUUGUUUAAAAGCGAAAAUAUUGGAAGAAUUGGAUGGAUUAAAUUUCAUUGAGUUUAGUGUUAUGGCAUCUCCACUCGGAGGAGUUCCAAGAUAUUUCUGUUUGUUCAAAUCGUGUGCAAUUGAUCUUGAGAAUCGAAAGUAUACAUUGACCUUUCGUUCGAUCGAUCAUGAAAAUGCUGACCAAGAAAUCAAUUGUAUCGAUGGUAAUGCUUUCUUUACUGAGAUUGGAACUUGUGGCUGGGUUAUCGAAGAGAUUGGUCAGAAUCGUUCAAAAGUAACCUACAUCACACAGAUCUCAGAGAGUGCUUUGGUACCACUCGUACCAAAAGACUCUUUUCCACACUUUAAGCAACUCUACAAGCAGUCAGGAAUGCACACUAUCUAUAAGCUUGUCUCACUGAAGCGUUAUGUGAAUGCCUUGAACGAUCAACAAAUGUCUUCGCUUCACCGUUACAGAUUUGGCUUCUCACAGGAAUCACUCGAGAUAUUCAAAGCGGUAUGCGAAACAAUCGAGCAAGUAGAGUUGACAGAGUGGCAUCUCUUUAGAAAGCAACGUGAUAUUGAAUUCUAUUAUCGUGAUAGCGAUGCCAAGGUAAAAGACAAGCUAACUGAGAAUCCAGAGGAUAGCUGUUUCGACAUGAUCACCACUGGAUUCAUGAGCUGCAUGAAUUGCACUACUCCCGAUAUUGUACAAUCGUUUGUGUUAUCGUACAACACUCAUCUAAUCGAUACAUGGACUUAUUACUGUGAGACUGUCAACCGAAUCAACGAUAGUACCUCUGUUAUUGAGGUCAGAUUUAGAUCAGUACUUACACCAAACACAGAGAUAAGCCAUUUCUUGUUGAAACAAGUACUGAACUUACCACUAAACAUCACAUUCAUUGGUUUCAAAUCAUUGGAUGUUCCACACAACUCUCGAAAUCUCUGGUAUUCUCCAUCCGGAUUCUAUAUAUUCCCGAUUGAAAAUGGAUGUUGUAUUAGACAUCUCUCUCACUUUACAACUGUAUUACCAGCAUCACUUAAAUCAAUACCUCAGAAAAAAAUUUUACUUUCAAUAUCAGAAAGAUACACUGUAACGAUGCAGUCAAUGAGGAAUCAAAUUAUUAAACAUUCAAUGAGCGAAGUAAAUUUGAAAGCUAUUCAAAACUAUCAACCUCUAUCAAACUGUGCUAGUUGGACAGAUUUCAAAGAUAAGAGCAUAGAUGAAGUUUUGGAUUUAUUUUUUAACCUGGCACUUAAUGAAAUGGAUAAAGAGGCAGAUGCUAUCAAUGCAAAUAAAUAUUUAGAUAUCUGGAAAUGCGAUCUAAAUUACAAUACAAAUAUAUUAAGAAAAGAAUUGGGUGCACCAAACAAGAAACUUUUGAUGGACAGCAGGCAACAACAACAACAACCACAACCCCAACAACAACCCCAACAACAACAACAACCAAAAAGAAAAUAUCACGAGAUCAUCGAAAAACCAUCAAUCAUGUCUGUCAAUCCAAAGUUUUGUUUCACAAAACCAAAUGUCAAAAAUCAGAAUAAAUCAUCAAUUUCACCAGCACCUUUUACCAAUGAUUGGGAUCAAUAUAUUAAACGUCGUCCUUUUCUGUUGUUGGUUUCAAAUAAACGUAGCUUUAAUUCACACUCAAAGAUGCCAAGAUACAAUGCCACCUUCCAUUCAAACUCACUAUUUGAUCAACUACCAGAAGAGAUUGUAGAGCUCAUUUUUUCACACUUGGAUGCAAGAGACUUGACAAAACUCUCAAUGACCUGUACAACAUUCCAUAGUGCCGCCAACAACAACUUCUUGUGGAAAUCACUAUUUGAAUCAAAGUAUAAAUCAGUAAACCUAAUCAACCAAAAUAACAGAGAUCAAAAUAAUAAUAAUAAUAAUAAUAAUAAUGAAAAUGAUGGAAAUCAUGUGCUUCGAAAUGAAAGUAGAAUUACAGAAAUCGAGAGUGAAACCAACGAUUCUCAAUCCAAUGAUAGCUCUGAAAAUUGGAGAAACAUGUAUAUCUCUCAGGAAUGCGUGCAGAACAAUUGGCGUAAAGGAAGGGCUAAGACUGGAUUCCUUCGCGGUCAUAAAGCCAAGAUUACUUGUCUACAGCUUGGUCCAGAGAUGGCUGUUACUGGCUCUAGAGACAAGGAGCUCCGUAUCUGGAGUCUGGGCACCAAGCUUUGCGAUGUCGUGUUGAAACCAACAAACUGCAGUGUAGUGUCAUUCGAAAACGACAAUCUCUCAAAGACCAACAGCCAACUGUUUCCCUAUUGCAUCGAGAAGAAUCCUGUGAUUCGAAUUGGAUUCUCCAAUGGCUUGAUCUACCAUUACAAUAUGGCCACCAAACAAAUAGUUUCACAACAAAGAUAUCAAGAUGCUCCGGCAAUCGUUCUUCACGGACACACGGCAGCUGUCAAUUGCCUCGACUUUUGUGGUAGCAACUACAUUUUCACUGGAUCCAACGAUAAGACAAUGAGAAUGUGGGACUUGCGUAAUCCAACAGCUUCAUUGCAAAUAAUUAAAUCACAUAAAUCGCAUUUGCGAUCAAUCAAACUAGUCAACAACAAAAGACUACUCUCAGCCGACGAACACUCCAUUCACAUUUGGGAAUUAGAAAACCAUAUUCCCAAUCACACAAGUGUACUAGACAACUAUCAAGUUAGUUUAUCAGCACUUUCAUCCGACGAAGAAUCUGUAUUAGCUGGAUUCAACGAUGGAACAGUAAAGUUUUAUGAUUUUACUUGA
Messenger RNA from Heterostelium album PN500, 3045 nucleotides. Its product is annotated as WD40 repeat-containing protein. The transcript is spliced from 7 exons. Lineage: Eukaryota; Evosea; Eumycetozoa; Acytosteliales; Acytosteliaceae. Bases 1 to 3045 code for a protein of 1014 amino acids. The record is from RefSeq and is a predicted model, not a curated record. Gene Ontology annotation, molecular function: protein binding; lipid binding.